UAUUAUCGAAUUAACGAUUCAUAGUUUUUUAUUGUGCGCACGUUUGUUUUAUUUCUAUGGUAUAAUAUUAUUGUGUUCGACGGGACAUCAUGGAUCCAUCCAUUAAGUGUCUGGAAAAGACAUUUACUUAGAAACCUUGAAAUUUCCAAAAAUUAAACCGCAUGGAAACCACGUUUGCAUACAGACCCUUGAAAGAUCACGACCACAAUCACCGCUGCGACGGUGAUCGUUGUCUGGCCGUGAAGAACGCUUCGCCGAGAAGUAGCCGCAUGAGGAGAAUCGGAGCGAGAAAGCGCAGAAGUAAACAACGCGAGUUAACGGAAUGGCUGAUAACGUCGUCGACGACACGGCCGAGCAAACGGAAGCCGAGCACAUCGCAUUGAAAAACGCGAACGGUUGCAUCCAAGAAAAAACCAGUGAUCUCCUUAGACGCGUUAAKUAUAAUGAUGGCGAGCAGUCGGAUGACAACAAGGGUCGUUACAAACCUUCCGAAUCGCGGGACAGCGGCGACAACGACAGUACUAGGAGUAGCAAUCGUAGUAACGAUAAGAGUAAUAAUAAAAUAACUGUAGAAAAUAGGAACCAYGUUACGUUCUACAAGAACGACGAACCGACGGACGACGAUAGCAGCAGCAGCGGCAGAGGUGGCUGUUCCAGACAUCAACACCGCGCACACGAUUCGUAUGCUUCGUACACGCCGACGACCACGGCCACCGAUUCGGACGAGUCGUCAUCGUCGUCGUCGUCGUCGGAGCUACACAAUCAGGCCCCGGACGGYGGCUGGGGAUGGGUGGUCGUGUUCGCUUCGUUCAUGGUGAACAUGAUCGCGGACGGCGUGACGUUUUCGUUCGGCGUCAUAUUCAUCGAGUUUGAAAAGUACUUCGAAGAGGGCAAGAGCAAGACGGCCUGGAUCGGGUCGCUGUUCAUGGCCGUGCCCCUGCUGUCCGGGCCAAUAGCCAGCUUUCUGACCGACCGGUACGGAUGCCAGAAGGUGACCGUCAUCGGAGCUAUAAUCGCGUCCACCGGGUUCGUCAUAUCCGCGUUCGCCGACUCGCUGUUCACGCUGUUCAUAACGUUUGGACUCAUAUCUGGGUUCGGGCUGUCACUGUGCUACGUGGCGGCCGUCGUCAUCGUCGCGUACUACUUUGACAAGAAACGAUCAAUGGCCACCGGGUUGUCCGUGUGCGGCAGCGGCAUUGGCACGUUCAUCUUCGCGCCGCUCAACCAUGAGCUACUCAGUUAUUACGGAUGGCGCGGUUGCACGCUCAUCUUGGCCGGGCUGUUCCUCAACCUUUGCGUGUUUGGCAUGUUGAUGCGUGACCUUCCGUGGACCAAAGAGCGGGCCCAGAACGAGUGGAAGCGGAAAAAGAACGCUCGGCUCCAGAAGCGACGGCUCAAGUCCACCGCCAGCUACGACCGGCAUUCCCAGCACACGCAACUACCGUCGUCCCCGACUUCCGGUUGCGGCGCCGGCAAGGACGAGGCGGCGGAUUCGACUCAUCCUGGUGGUGGUGGUGGUGGUGUUGUCGUAUCGUUUCUCCAAGAAGAAGACGGUGGCGGCGGUAUUGCUGCGCAAUCGGGUGGCAGGGGUGUCCUGCUCGACUGCAUUGUCAAAGACCAGCGGCUAUGCAACUCCCUGGUCGAUUUGCCCACGUUUGUCAAUAAUCACGAGAACGUUCCGCUGGAGGUGCUCGAGGCGCUCACGCAGAAAAAGCAACUCUACUCCGUGCUUGUACAAAACUACCCGAGUCUACUGAUACCUUCCAAAAGUUUCAGCGACAGCGGACGCAUCAACGAAUCUGGUAAUAUGUCACCGACGACUCAUAGCUUACACGUCAAUCAAAUCCUCGGUAUUCAAAAGUUAUUAGAUCAAGAAAAUAAAACGGAUGCCGCCAAUAGUAAAUCUAAUCAAGUUGGCAUAAUGAAAAUKAAAAACGGUGCUAAUAUCAUUUUAAAAAACGGCGAAUACGAUUGGUGGAUAAAAAAAGAUAACCCACAAGUUAAACGUCUUCAAACUGCAUAUCUUCAAGAUAUUAAGAUUCAUAGGCAUUCGUUAACAUAUAGAGGGGCCAUGCUCAAUAUAAACAGAUACAGACUAAGAGCAUCGUCUUGUCCAAAUAUUUACCGUAACUCGAUGACGACAAUCGCCAAAGAAAAACAUGAAUGGUCAGCUGGACUUUGGGAAUUGUGGUACCUACUACUUGAUAUGAUGGAUUUUUCACACUUCAAAAACAUGCCUUUCCUAUUGUUUGCUAUAUCAAAUUUCCUCCUGUAUACAUGGUAUGAUGUACCAUAUGUUUACAUUGCCGACUUAGCUAUAAAGAAAGGACACACCGAUGAAGAUGCAUCAUACCUAAUCAGCUUGAUAGGAAUACUUAAUAUGUUUGGAGAGAUAUUGUUAGGCUGGGCUGGUGAUAAAGCUUGGGUUAACGCCAACAUGGUAUAUGCAGUUUCAAUGGUACUCUGUGGUCUCGUUAUUGCAUUAGUUCCUUUAUUUGGAAGUUAUUUAAGUUUGGGUAUUUUAUCUGGAUUCUUUGGCCUAUUUAUUUCCGCAAACUAUUCAUUCACCUCAAUCAUAUUAGUUGAAAUCAUCUCCUUAGAACGAUUCACUAAUGCUUAUGGUGUUCUAUUAUUGGUACAAGGAAUCGCAAAUUUGAUAGGACCCCCUUUAGCUGGUGGUCUAUUUGAUAUAACAGAAAGUUAUGACUUAUCUUUUUAUCUAGCUGGAUUAUUCAUUGCAUUGUCAGGGUUGUUAUUAUUUGUUCAUCCAAUAAUAAAAAAAAUGGCAAGGUAUAGAAGGAAGCAAACACUAUUGAAAAGUCACAAAAAUAAGAUAAUAAGCAUAGCCUCAAAUCGCAAAAAAUGUGCARCAACUGAAGAAAAUGUGAUAUUUACACCUAAAAGACGUUCAAGUUUGGCAACAAGUGUCUAAAUACUGACUAUUACUUAUUAACAAGUUAAAAUCUCUACAAUGAUGCGUUUAUAUGCUAAUUGGAUUUGACUUAUCAUUUUUUAAAUGUAUUAACAUUUUAUUUUAUCAUUACAGUGUCAUACAUAAUA
Diuraphis noxia (Russian wheat aphid) is the source of this 3060-nucleotide messenger RNA. Its product is annotated as monocarboxylate transporter 9-like. Gene Ontology annotation, molecular function: monocarboxylic acid transmembrane transporter activity. Lineage: Eukaryota; Metazoa; Arthropoda; Insecta; Hemiptera; Aphididae. The record is from RefSeq and is a predicted model, not a curated record. Gene Ontology annotation, biological process: transmembrane transport; monocarboxylic acid transport.